Serendipita indica DSM 11827 is the source of this 753-nucleotide messenger RNA. Lineage: Eukaryota; Fungi; Basidiomycota; Agaricomycetes; Sebacinales; Serendipitaceae. The record is from the annotation of a GenBank genome assembly.
AUGCACUUUCGGACAUUCCUUGCACAGGCCUUUACGCUUUCGCUGUUUGCGUUACGUGUAUCCGCUAGAUCGGAACUAGACGAGGUCGACGUGACGGAACAAAAGGUAGUGGAGCCCGUACUCAGUGUUUCGGCUGCAUUCCCAUCGGACAAUGCACUUUCGCGCAUCGUCAAUGGCCAACAAAACAUGAUAGAAGUCUUGAUGGAUAACCAUACGCCUAAUGAGGUAGUUCUCAGAUCUAUUUAUGGGUCUUUCCUCAAUCCCAAGACGGGCGCUUUCUUGCGCAAUCUAACCGAGCAAACGUUUGAGCUCCCGGUCGAUGCUGGCCGUGGAAUGAAGAUUCCAUAUAGAUUCCACAGCGAAUUCAAGACGAUGGAGGCCAGGUUCCAAGUCACGGUCACAUACGAGCAAGAGAAAGUCUCAGAUAAAAAGGUUGCAUUCGACGGCCUCGUCACCAUCGUCGAGCCGCCAUUCUCCAUCUUUGACUGGAAGCUUCUCUCCACAUGGGGCUUUGUGUUUGGCCUGCUCGGUGUGGCCAGCUACUUUGCCUAUAUCAACUUUUUCCCGGCUCCCAAAAAGAAGACCAAGGCCAAGGUUGCUGCCCCAACGGGACCUGUGGACACACCAGUGACUCCCGGUUCUGGAGUGUAUUCCGAGGAGUGGAUCCCCGCCCACCACAUCAAAAAGGGUAAAGGCAAGAAGGAUGCGCUGAGCAGCGGGGACGAGUCUGAUGCGCGCCGUCGCAAGCGAUAA